UGUGACUUACCCACAUAAACAUAAUGCCAGAGUAGCAAAAAGAAACGUAUACACUGGCAACGUUGUAUCUUUGCAUUAUGUGCUGUAGCUGUGUGUUUGUCUGCUUGUGUAUGAGUUAAAUUUUUACUCGGUGAAUUGAGUGAAUAACUGGAUAACGGCAAAUGGCUGUCCUUGCCGUCAACCGUCAACCACAUUAAAAUUUCUAAUUGAGUAAAUAUAGAAACGUAGAUAACGCGUCGAUUAUGUGCUUAAGAGUGUUUGCAUUAACUAUACAUAUAAUAUAUAUCUUAAUUUUCACUGUAAUAUGUAGGUAUUACAACGUUAGAUACAUUACUUGACACUAUAAAAUAAUAAGUUCUAAUUCAACACUGCACCUAUGGAGGAGGAGGUUAAGUUUAUUUCGGCUGAGAGCGAAGAGCAUCAAGAGCAACCGUUACAGCCAAAUAAUGGAAUCCAAAUUAAAAGAAGAGAUACCUGGUAUUUAUGUUACACAGUAUUAACAACAAUGCUGGUUAUGUUUUCUGGUGCAACGACUCUGGCUUGGCCUUCUCCAGCAUUAGUGAUGCUAAAAUCUAACGACACCAGUGAAAAUCCACUAGGAAUGCCGAUCCAAACUAUAGAAGUAUCACUGUUAGUAGGAGUGCCGUUCUUUAUAGCAAUAUUUGGGUCACUUUUCUUACCCAAGUUAUCAGACUUAGUUGGACGAAAAGGAAAUCUUCAAAUUUUGGGCAUUGCAAUGUUCAUAAAUAUCCUUGGAGUAGCUUUUAGUACUAGAAUAGAGUUAAUAAUUAUUUUUCUUUCGAUAGGGACAGCAUGUUUUUCAGCUUUGUAUACUGUUAUUCCUGUGUACUUCACAGAGAUUUGUGAGGACCACAAUAGGGCCAAAUACGGUUGUGUAAUGUUAUUAUUUUUGCCCUUAGGAUCCCUCUAUACGUAUAUUCUUGGAACGACAUGUUCUUUUAAAUUAUUUACUAUUUUAACUGCAGUUCCAUUGAUACCUUUCGAAAUCCUCUGUCUGUUUGCACCAGAAAGUCCAACUUAUCUGCUCUCCAAAGGUAAUAGAGCUGACUGUAUUAGUACAGUAGAAAAACUAAGAAGCAAUAAAUCUCAAGAAGAACUCGCGGAGGAUUUUAACAAAAUUAUGCUAAACUUACAAGCUAUAAACAGAAACGUAAAACCAAGUUUUUUUGCUUUCUCAAAAACAAAGGAAGGAAGGGUUGGUUACCUUUUGUCCAUAGUACCAAUGGUGAUACGUUCUACGUCUGGAGUUCCUAUUGUAACUUCAUUAUUAGCUCCAAUUCUUAAUGAAGCUGGUACAAACAUAUCUGGUAAUACAGGUGCUAUUAUUGUUGGAAUAGUGUCAGCUCUUUGUUCUGUUUUUCCUUGCUUCGUAGUUGAGAAAUUUGGUAGAAAAGCCCUGUUGAUUCCAUCUACUUUAGGAGUAGGAUCUUGCACCUUAAUUCUGGGUUUAUUUUUCUAUCUAAAACAUUUACAAUCUCCACUUUGUGCUCAUCUCCAAUGGCUACCUAUCGUGUGUGUUUCACUAUUCAUGAUAUUUUAUUUCGUGGGACUUGGACCAAUACCUGUAACUAUACCAGGUGAGUUGUUUUUAUCGGAUAUAAGAUCAGUUGGAGUAGCUUUUGUUAUGGCAUCAUCGGCUAUUGGAUUAGCUCUUAUAGCUUUUACGUAUCCCCUUUUAGCUGAGGCUAUUGGAACAUAUUGGUGCUUUUGGAUAUUUAGUACCUGUUCUUUUACGGGCGUGUUAUUUAUAUACUUUGUCCUUCCAGAAACAAAAGGAAAAACUAUAAUUGAAAUUCAACAAAUACUAAAAGACUUCUAGUGUCGGUCGACUUAAAAUAUAGGGCUCUUCGUACUGAUAUUAGAAAACAGUAUUUUCGAACUGAUAUUAAGAAAGUACAGGAAUAUCUCCCUAUUAAAACUUUAAAAGGGUAAACCCUGUAGUUGGCUGUAUACCUUUGUUAAGACAACGUAGAAUGAAGUAAACACUUCUGUUGUAUAUAGGUAUAUUAUAAAUUUAUUAAAAAAUUUUUUUAUUUUUUUAAAAUUCAUCCACAAGGGAGUGGUUGUACAAAACGUUUUCGGUCAAACUGACCAUCCUCAGUGUAAACCUGGAAAUAAGUGAACCACUUAGAUAGAAAUGCAAAAGGGUGAAAUUUUGACAGUUAAAAAAAGAAAAUGUGGUUACUUACGUCCAGUGUACAAGUAAUUGAAACUAGCCACUUGAAUAGGUGUAAAACCUCAAAAUAACAUUAUUGCUACAUUAUGAGCUGUAUAGUAAUCGACAAUAAGUCGAUGUAUUAAGAUUAAAAAUGUAUCACAUGUGGAUGUAUGUCAUCCUUGCUCGGAAUUAGCACAAGGUUGUGAUCAGGUGAGAGGUUAACAACCAACUGAUUAGACAGAUUGGUGCCUGAAAAUUCAUGACAAGAUGUCAAAGAAGAUAGGUGGAUUUCUCAAAUGUCAACCGAAAAAUUUUUGACAAUGUGCAUUAAUAUUUAACUUAAUUAUUCAAUUGUGAAUAUGCAACUAUUAAAUUUGUUUGAUAUGAAUUCUAAAUUGUAAAUAAAGGUUCCCUAAUAGCACAAGGACGUCCAAUGGACGUCCAUUGGACGUCCUUCACGUACUUUAGGGACGUCCAUUGGACGUCCGUUUUCGUCCGAGGAACGUCCUUUAUACGUCCUAUUUUGGUCCAAAUGUCGCGCUACCGAACGUCCAUUGGACGUCCAUCUAAGGUCCGAGGGGACGUAUAUUGGACCUUAAUCGGACGUAAAUUGGACCUUAAUCGGACGUCCUAGGGGACGUAAAUUGGACCUUAAUCGGACGUAAAUUGUACCUUAACCGGACGUAAAUUGGACCUUAAUCGGACGUAAAUUGGACCUCAAUCGGACGUAAAUUGGACCUUAAUCGGACGUAAAUUGGACCUUAAUCGGACGUAAAUUGGACCUUAAUCGGACGUAAAUUGGACUUUAAUCGGACGUAAAUUAGACCUUAAUCGGACGUAAAUUGGACCUUAAUCGGACGUAAAUUGGACCUUAAUCGGACGUAACUUGGACCUUAAUCGGACGUAAAUUGGACCUUAAUCGGACGUAAGUUGGACCUUAAUCGGACGUAAAUUGGACCUUAAUCGGACGUAAAUGGGACCUUAAUUGGACGUAAAUUGGACCUUAAUCGGACGUAAAUUGGACCUUAAUCGGACGUAAAUUGGACCUUAAUCGGACGUAAAUUGGACUUUAAUCGGACGUAAAUUGGACCUUAAUCGGACGUAAAUGGGACCUUAAUUGGACGUAAAUUGGACCUUAAUCGGACGUAAAUCGGACCUUAAUCGGACGUCCUAGGGGACGUGAAUUGGACCUUAACAGGACGUCCAAUUUUGGUCCAAAUUCCACUUUGCCAAACGUCCAAUGGAGGUCCACCUAACGUCCAAGGGGACGUUCGGUGGACGUCAAUUGGGCCUUCAUAGGGCGUCCCAGUUUGGUCCAAUGUCUUGCUGCCGAACAUCCAUCUAACGUCCUGGGAGGACGUUCGGUGGACGUCUAUAGUUGAUAUUUAGACCUGUGAAGAAUGUAUUGUGGGAAAUAAAAAAUAUAUUUUUUAAGAAACUUAUAUUACAUCUUAUAUUAAAUUACAAUUAUUGGAUAUUACAUUAUUUACAUUAAAUUACAAUACACUUCUCCAAGAAAUUAACGCACCACCUUAAAUAUGGGGUAUUUUUGAUGUCUCGUAUUUCCUAAACCUGUUGUCCCAUCUAAGUGAUUUUUUUAUAAUAUUAUAGCCUAGGCUAUAGGUUACCUCCUUAAGCUUGUCAUGCACAGGGAGCUAUGCUGUAAUAUAUGUAUAUUAUAUCAUAUCGCUCUCUAUAGUAAUGAGUGAGCCUGCAGACAGGAAACAAAUGGUUCCGUAUGUGCAGGCUCACUCAUUACUAUAGAGAGCGAUGUGAUAUAAUAUAUACAGAGAGGUCCUAAAUUAUGGAAUAAAUUAAUUUUCUCUAAAAUGGACGACUAUAGAGAAAAAUCCGGAAACAGGUCGAUUUUUGUGUUUAAAUUACAACUUUUUGACAUAUAUUUCAUACUAGUGAUGUCACCCAUCUGAGCGUGAUGACGUAAUCAAUGAUUUUUUUAAAUGGGAAUAGGGGUUGUGUGGCACCUCAGUUGAAAGGGUUUUCAAUUCUCUAUUCAGUAAUUUUGAAUGUGUACGUUCCAAUUAAACUAUUACUGAGGUACCAUUAGUUAAACAGAAUGUUUUUAAAACUUUUUUGCCUCUUUGUAUUUUUUUCGAUAAGGCACGUUUUAUCGAGAUCUGGCUUCUUUUUUAAUAUGGUUCAAAAUAUACCUAAAAAUGUAAAGCAUAAAUAAGUUUGCAUAAUAUUACCAAGUCUCCAUAAUGGUACUUAACCAUAUACAAAUAUGUGGUGGAUUUGACAAAUAUUCAAAAUAUUUCGAUAAAAAUUAACUUUUCGAAAAAGCAAUAACAGGCAAAAAAGUUUUUAAAACGUUGUGUUUAAAUGGUACUACAAUAAUAAUUAAUAAUAAUAAUAAUAAUAAUAAAACCAUAUCUCCAAACCGACCAUCUCCCAUAUUAUCAAUACGUCCCUGAGAGUAUGCUUGAGGAUGGCAACUACAAGCUAUACUGGGACCCCACUGUGCUCACAGACCAAACAGUGGCGCAUAAUAGACCAGAUCUCGUAUUAGUCAAUAAAUUAACGAGACAAACAACCCUCAUUGAUGUGGCACACGGAACUAAUGGUUCCGUGUGUGCAGGCUCACUCAUUACUAUAGAGAGCGAUGUGAUAUAAUAUAUAUUACAGUAUAUAGCUCCCCGUGCAUGACAAGCUUAAGAGGAAACAGUAGCGAGCAACAGGUAGCGAAAACGCGUUCCAAGAUUGCGGCUGUAAUUUUGAAUAUUUUUUUGAGAUAUUUGGCACACGCAUUCGUAAUAUAAUAAAGAAUGGCGGUACAGAGCCCAAUUUGAAAAAUAUAAUAAUAUGUGAAAAUUACUCUGUAAUUAAAUACAAUAUUAAAAAAACGAGCCUGUACCGCCAUUAAGAAGAACAAAAAAAUACACUUUCUUCAAAUAAACUUUUUUAUCCAAUGCCUAGAUGUUGUGUCAUUUUGGAACUACUAAUGAAAUAAAAAAUUUUAGUAGUUCCAAAAUGACACAAAAUCUAGGCAUCGCAUAAAAAAGUUUAUUUGAAGAAAGUGUAUUUUUUGUUCUUCUUAAUGGCGGUACAGGCUUGUUUUUUUAAUAUUGUAUUUAAUUACAGAGUAAUUUCCACAUAUUAAUAUAUUUUUCAAAUUGGGCUCUGUACCGCCAUUCUUUAUUAUAUUACGAAUACGUGUGCCAAAUAUCUCGAAAAAAUAUUCAAAAUUACAGCCGCAAUCUUGGAACGCGUUUUUGCUACCUGUUGAUCGCUACUGUAUCACCUUAAGGAGGAUAUUAUAAAAAAAAUCACCUAGAUGGGACAACUGGUUUAGGAAAUUCGAGACAUCAAAAAUGCUCAAUUUUUAAGGUGGUGCGUAAUGGGCUGUAUAUUAUACAUAUAUUUCAAAUCGACACCUUGCUCAUUUGGAGAUAAUGGACAAUUUCUUAAAAAGAAAAUAUUCUAUCUAUGUAUACUUAUUAUAUAGUGUAAUAUUAUAUUAUAAUAAUCAUUCAA
Molecule: messenger RNA, 5671 nt
Organism: Diabrotica virgifera virgifera (western corn rootworm)
Lineage: Eukaryota; Metazoa; Arthropoda; Insecta; Coleoptera; Chrysomelidae
Product: facilitated trehalose transporter Tret1
Exons: 2
Coding region: 377-1840 (487 amino acids)
Biological process (GO): transmembrane transport
Cellular component (GO): membrane
Molecular function (GO): transmembrane transporter activity
Source: RefSeq, a predicted model, not a curated record